AUGACGUGUCAAGCCCGAACAUCAUAUACCGAAGAUGAGGUUCUUUGGGGUCACCGUUUUUUCCCUGUUAUUUCCUUAGAGGAAGGAUUCUUUAAAGUAGACUACUCCCAGUUUCAUGCAACAUUUGAAGUACCUACCCCACCAUACAGUGUGAAGGAACAGGAAGAAAUGCUUCUUAUGUCCUCUCCUUUAAUAGCACCUGCUGUAAGUAACAGUAAAGAAAGGAAUAAUUCUACAGAAUGUCUAGAUGGUCUAGAUGACAUUAGUACAAAGUUACCUUCAAAACUGCAGAAAAUGACUGGAAGGGAAGACUUCCCCAAAAAACUACUACGGAUGAGUUCUACAACUUCAGAAAAGGCUUACAGCAUGGGGGACUUGCCUAUGAAACUUCAGCGAAUAAGCUCAGUUCCUGGUAACUCAGAAGAGAAACUGGUAUCUAAAACUACAAAGAUGAUGUCAGAUCCUAUGAGUCAAUCUAUGGCUGAUUUGCCACCAAAACUUCAGAAAUUAUCAGGAGGAGGCGGCAGAAUGGAGGGGAAUCUUCCACCAAAACUGAGGAAAAUGAAUUCUGAUCGAUUUACAUAACAUGAAUAGACUUUUAGGUAUUAUUUAAAGAUUGAAUUCCUAGAAAAUCAAAUUUGAGCAGAAAAAUAACCCCCCUGAAGAGUGUGAUAACUAAAAGGUGAAAGUUUCCUCCAAAUUACAUGCAACUUACAACAUCCAUAUUCCUCCCAGAUAACGGUGACUGUACUGUAAGUAAACUUCAAAGAUAAAAGAUCUGAAAUCCUUCUUGGGGUUAUAGAGAGCUAAUAUUAAUUGGCAUGUAGUAUCACACCAAGCAUGCAAUAAUAGUGUGCAAUUUUUGCAUAUAGUUUUAUGGCAUGAUUCUUACUUAAUUUAUAUUGUAUAUUCUGAAAAAUAUGUAAAGGGGGUGUUCCUCUCCCCGAUAUUUCUUAAGGAUAAGUAGUAGGUAAAAAAUGAGUGGGUAACUUUCAGGGCAAGUUAUAAUUUAAUUUAAUUUUUCUUUUCCUGAUAUAGUCUGUGCUGUUUUGUUCAAACAGAGUAGUUAUGGUGCACGUUUUCUUUCCUAAGCCAAGGUUAUAGGCAUUAGCCAAUUCUAAACACCAAAUCUCUUAGCCUUAAGUCACUUCCCAUUUUAUAAUUUGCUUUAAGAUCUUUUUUUCCCCUGCCAUUAGGACACAAGGAGAAAUUAAAAUAUACUUCAUUUGAGGUAUUGAUAAAAAAAAAAAAAGAAAAAGAAAAUUUACUAUUUAGGGCUGGGCCAAAUAAUCCCCAAAUAGAUUUUAGUUAGAUGGAGCAAAGUACAAAGAAAUUUGUGAAAUACUUUUGUUUCAUGGUUAUUAGUAUAAAUAUAAUAAAACACUUCAAAAUAAUUAUUUUGCUUGAUUUUUGGUGCCAAUACUAUUGGCCCAAUAUGGAAAUGAUAUAAAUUAUUUCUUAAAAACAAGUACAUACAUUUCGUGGGUGAUAUUUUUUCCUUAGUAAAGUCUAGUAAAAUUCCCCUUGAUCUCAGUGGCACUAGGGCUUCAGCCUCCAUUUUAGGGGCCAACUGCAAUAAACUGAAAUAAAACUGACUCUUACUUGACUGUAAGUAGGCCUCCUUUAAUGAUUAGGGAUCUUACAAACUGAAUUGACUUUUUCUAGGUUGUCAAACUUCUAUUGCACAUCCAAAAUAUGUCAAUAUGUUAAUGUUUUACACAAAGCUUUCCUAAGCAACUUCUACUGUUUGGGACUAUUUUCUAAGUGAUUAAAAGGUUUUUAAAUUUAAAAAAUAAUCUCAGAUGAAGUUGCCCCAAAGAGUAUUAAAAUAAAAAAUGCCAACUUUUCAUAAAUGUGUGAGGUUCUAAUCUUACUUUUUUAUUUGUUUGUUUUCAUUUUUCUUUGUUAUGAUGUUUUGGCAUAGUAUAUGUACCUGUAGUCAGCUGUGGGUAAGCAGCAUUUGGUUAGCCAUAUUCUGCUCAAAGGAGGGUAGCUAUCUUAAUACACUUUCCAACCUCCCAAAAAUUAAACGUCUAUACAUCACAGCAUCUGAUAAAACCCAGUAAACGAUGACAAAAUGACAUUACCAGUAGCACAACCAUCCAGAAGUCAUGUGGUCAUUAAGAUAGGUCUGGCUCUUGAGGGUUUCCAUAUUGGCUCAUCAAUAACAGCAAAAAAAUAAAAAAAAAUAAUAAUCUUGGUCUCAAAUUGUUUGAAGUUAUUUGUAUUUUAUUAACCAGAUGUAUUUUGGGACCACAGUGAAUAGAAUAUUUUACUCUAAUCAGCAUGUAUAACUAGAACUGAUUUCUGUAAUAUAUUGGCAGUUCUGACUCAAAGGGCUUUGGACUAUGUAAAUGAGAUUUAAACGAGUGCAUAUUUUAGCACUGUAUAAAUAAUAACAACAGUAAUAAUAAUAACAGAUCUACCAAUAUGUGUAUAUGUUCAUUUUUUGUACCUGGUUGCAAGGAAUGUAAAGCAAAGUGUUCUAUGUUGCUAAGUGAGUAAUACAACAACUGGAGCUCAGCGCUUUUCCUGGGAGUUACAGUACAUGAUCUGUCAUCUGUGUACUUUUGGAUUUCAUGGUUACUUCCAAAGUUUUUCAGAGUUUAUAAUGAUUUGUGACCUGCAUUGCAUGCUUCUACACCUUCAGCUAAAUUGUCAGCCCUGUGCACGUUAUUGUUAAUGGGAGUUGUGUGUGUAAUUCCCUGCGUGCUAGUACCAUGCUCUAAUGCCUAGUGAGCAAAUUUCUAGUGUUACAAAACAAAUUCUGAAAAAUUGUAAACUACUUUCCCCACUUUUGUUGGAACUCUGCAAGAGAGAGUUUCUUGAAAAAGACAUUUAGCUUCUGCACUAGGCAAAGCUGAAGGCCCUAUCAAAAACCAUGUCUGGAACUUCCAUUUCCUUUGUUUAAGUUUCUGCAGCAUGGAAACUAGGCAGUUAUUUUAUUAUUGGAUCUUACUCUAAAGAUAGUGACAUUAGUAGCAUUUCCACUUGAGAAAUUUUGGAGUAAAUUUGUGUAUAAGAAAUGAGUAUAGGGAAAAAUAUUAAUUGAACAUUGAAAUACAAUGAGAAUUUGCAUUGUCCUAGAAAAUACAAGGCAACGGUUGGUGAACAACAAGUUAUUUAAUAGACUAAAUAGCUUUGCUCUGAAAUGGGAAGGUAUUCUCUUUUUUAUCCGAUUUUAUUUUUGAUGCUGCAGCAUACAUUGCAAUUGAAAAUGUUCAGUUAUGAUUCAUUCAUAAGAACUGAAUUUAAGUAAAUCAUUUAUCUUUCCCUGCUGGGAAUGAGGCUGCUGAGCCCUGUGGCAUGUAGUACAGUAUGAUGUAUGCUAAUAUUAAAAUAUAUAUGUUUUUCAUUGAUAAUACACUGAAAUCAGAAACAUGGAUGAUAAAUUACUUUUGUAAGUUUUUAGAAACUACUGUUAUUUUGGGUUAAUAUUUCAUUUCUACCAGUAAAACCAGUCAUUUCAUAAUUUACAUUUUAGCCCAGCCCUAUUGCUUAUGCUAAAAAAGUACUUCUGUUUGACUGCACAGCAGGUCUGUGUUCUCUACUGCUGAAUUUAUGCUUGAAUUAUAUUGUAAAUUGUAUAUAUUCAGAUUCAAAUCAACUAAAUGCAUUUUCUGGCAUGCUAUCUAUAAUUGUAUAAAUGUAUAAGUUUAUUUCGAUUAUACAAAAUUACAAACUCUUGUAUUCAUUAAUACUGCAAGCUCAGUUUUAUCUAAAGCUAUAUUAAACUUUCAAAAAUUGUUGGG
Molecule: messenger RNA, 3752 nt
Organism: Gavialis gangeticus (Gharial)
Lineage: Eukaryota; Metazoa; Chordata; Crocodylia; Gavialidae
Gene: KCNJ3
Product: potassium voltage-gated channel subfamily J member 3
Exons: 1
Coding region: 1-585 (194 amino acids)
Biological process (GO): regulation of monoatomic ion transmembrane transport; potassium ion import across plasma membrane
Cellular component (GO): plasma membrane
Molecular function (GO): G-protein activated inward rectifier potassium channel activity
Source: RefSeq, a predicted model, not a curated record